This is a messenger RNA of Engraulis encrasicolus (European anchovy), 696 nucleotides long. It is a transcript of the gene rpl9, whose product is annotated as ribosomal protein L9. The transcript has 7 exons. Gene Ontology annotation, molecular function: structural constituent of ribosome; rRNA binding. Bases 64 to 645 code for a protein of 193 amino acids. The record is from RefSeq and is a predicted model, not a curated record. NCBI's taxonomy places the organism in Eukaryota, Metazoa, Chordata, Actinopteri, Clupeiformes, Engraulidae. Gene Ontology annotation, biological process: cytoplasmic translation. Gene Ontology annotation, cellular component: cytosolic large ribosomal subunit; ribosome.
AAUAAACCAUCAUCCACUGUAAAUAAUCCUGCAAGGCGUUUAUUUAGUAUACAUCCUUUAACAAUGAAGACCAUUCUUAGCAAUCAGACUGUCGACAUCCCCAGCAACGUCGAGAUUGCUCUGAAGGGGCGGACGGUCAUCGUCAAAGGUCCCAGGGGUACUCUCAAACGGGAGUUCAACCACAUUAACUUGGAGCUCAGUUUGCUCGGCAAGAAGCAGAAGAAGCUCCGUGUGGACAAAUGGUGGGGUAACAGGAAGGAGCUGGCCACAGUGCGCACCAUCUGCAGUCAUGUCCAGAACAUGAUCAAGGGAGUGACCCUGGGGUUCCGGUACAAGAUGCGUUCAGUCUAUGCCCAUUUCCCCAUCAACGUUGUCAUGCAGGAGAGCGGUUCUCUGGUGGAGAUCAGGAACUUCCUUGGGGAGAAAUACAUCAGAAGGGUGCGCAUGAGGACUGGGGUCUCAUGUGCACUGUCGGCUGCUCAGAAAGACGAACUUGUUCUGGAGGGCAAUGACAUUGAACUGGUAUCAAACUCAGCUGCAUUGAUCCAGCAGGCAACCACUGUGCGAAAAAAAGACAUUCGUAAGUUCCUGGAUGGGAUCUACGUCAGUGAGAAGACCACUGUCGUGGAGGUGCCUGAAGAUUGAUGUCAGUUCAUUCACACCAACACAAAAUAAAAAAAACAAUUUUACAGUCAA